This is a messenger RNA of Aureobasidium melanogenum CBS 110374, 2235 nucleotides long. RefSeq lists its product as uncharacterized. Gene Ontology annotation, molecular function: protein binding. The transcript has a single exon. The annotation marks the transcript as partial. The record is from RefSeq and is a predicted model, not a curated record. Lineage: Eukaryota; Fungi; Ascomycota; Dothideomycetes; Dothideales; Saccotheciaceae.
GACACCGCACCCUUACACUCUCACCUUUACAAUAGAGGUCUUCUAGGUGGCCGACACUCAGACAUUACUGUCCAUGUCUUUGGCUAUCCCUAUAAGCUUCACCGCCUGAUUCUCGAUCAAGCCACAUUCUUCGCUUCUGCUCUAUCUGGACCAUGGCUCGAGAGUAAAGCCAGUGAUAUCACCUUACACCCUGAGGACAUCGACACCAACAUCACUCAAGUCUCAUUCGAGCUGGCCCUGAAACGUCUCUAUGGCGCUGCUUUACCGGAGGAAGAGGAUGCUGAAGCGGUCAGUCUGUUCGCUACAGCGUGUUGGCUGGAAAUGCCCGAUCUCAUCGACUCGAGUAUAGAGUCUAUGCUAAGGCAAAUGUCAACUGCUACUCUAGCACCUCUCAUCAAGCUGGUCACAAGCAACUACUAUGGCCGGUCUGGAGACAAGAUCCUUGCGUCAGCCAAGGCUAUGUUAUGUCGCGAUGGUUGGAAAAUGCCAACAAAGUUCUGGGACGGCAUACCAGGUGAUAUUAUUCGAGAGAUUGUCGGUGGUGAUGGCUUCUUCAUCAAUGGCGAAUGGGACAGAUGGGUACUCGCCAAGCGACUCCUGGAUCGCCAUCUCAAAGCACUCGCUGUCGAAGCUGGAUUGGUCGAUCCUGUCUCCUGGUCGAAAGUGCGAAAAGCUCCAGAAGCUGCCAACCUCAUGGCUGUAAGGUUUGACUCGGUCUAUCGUAAGAAUGCUAUGGCAGCUGGUGCCGCUCCAGACGGAUUGCACCAAUGGAUCAGCCUUUACACUCAUCCAGACAUCGAGCCCUUACUAGUACUUCUGGAUGAGGGCAUACACUAUAUUCACCUGGACUUUGAGCAGUUGCAGUAUAUUCGCAGAGCUCGAGACAUACUUGGUCUCCCUAUGAUGCCUGACAAAGUCAUCUCAAAUGCUCUCUGGAUGCAAAUGGAACUUCGUCAGAAAGUACUGAAUGCCAAGGAUACUGAAAUGGAGCUUGGCUUGAGCGAAGGAAUCAGUGAAUUGCGGAGUCCACAUCUAAGGGCAGCCUCCUUGACAGAAACUUCAGUCAAGGGCAAACAAAAAGCUGACACUUACGACGAUUUUGAAGAUAUCGGCGAAGAUGAAAUUGCUUCCAACUCUUGGGAUGGUAAUGGCAAACCUCGGAAGUUCUGGAUCCCGUCAGCAGACUGUAACAUCGUUAUGGGAGGAGCCACUGAUCCCGCAAUGAUGUCUGCAGCAAGCACACAAUCGAACCGUCUCUCCGCUACCGUUCAACCCGAAGACGUACAAUGGGCUUCAGACUUUGCUGCCAACCCGUCAGACACUCGUUCAAUCCCUCAGAUCAUUCGACCAGACUCUGCUGCUGAUUCGAACGCAUCCGAGCUGCGUCCGGUCAGCUAUUCUCACUUCCCACCUUUCAGAUUUGCCGUUGAAUUCCCAAGCCCUCGUCUGCUCAAAGAGAAGAAGCGAGUGUACAGUCGUACCAUAUUCUACUCAGGGUCUUGGUGGAAUCUAUACAUCCAGAAAGUCCGAAGGGGUAAGAAUCCUCAGCUUGGUGUAUACCUUCAUCGUGCUAAAGAGCGAGAAACGGAGGAGACUCUGGCUGCUGGCGGGCAGCCUGUGCCGAAUACGCGUGUGGACGAACGUAUCGGUCAUCUUGAGCGUGAGAUGAUACUACGUGCUGAUCGCAGAGCUGAAGAACGAAGGCGACUAUUAGCUCGUCAACGCAGCGGUGAUGUCGUCGCAGAUGCAGAUAAUGCGGACAGUAGCAACGACACCGAUCCUGAUGGUGGCCCUGCCGGCGCCGACACAACACCAAGAGGAUCUCGAGGACUCAGUGGCUACCGUAAGAGUAGUGAGCAGGAUGUAUUAUCCAACUUCCCGACCAAGCCUGCAUACUAUGACAACGAGCAAGACUCGGAACUUGAAGACGAAGAUCCGGAGAUUGCAAAGCUUACACGUAGCAUACGCGUGCCGACACUACCGCCCUACGUUGAUAGUCGACCGACGAUCAAGACGUACUUCAAGAUUUACUCGCCCAGUAAAGGCGGACGUAUGCUGAGUGUCUACGAGAGCGCACCUGAUACGUUCAAUUUCAGUCAAAGCUGGGGAUGGAAGAGCAGUACUCUGAUGCUUGACGAUGGCAUGCUCGGCGAUGGAGAUGAGGUCAAUCCCGAAGAAGUACCUGUCAGAGACGCCAACAAAUUACGAUUUAUGAUUGUCAUUGGUAACGUAUGA